Messenger RNA from Carya illinoinensis, 2339 nucleotides. RefSeq lists its product as uncharacterized. Bases 167 to 1852 code for a protein of 561 amino acids. Gene Ontology annotation, cellular component: cytoplasm. The record is from RefSeq and is a predicted model, not a curated record. The transcript has 7 exons. Gene Ontology annotation, molecular function: rRNA (uridine-N3-)-methyltransferase activity. NCBI's taxonomy places the organism in Eukaryota, Viridiplantae, Streptophyta, Magnoliopsida, Fagales, Juglandaceae. Gene Ontology annotation, biological process: rRNA base methylation.
UGGGUGGCUUUAAUGAUAGAAGCAUAACAUUAUUUCUUGCCGAUUCCAAUGCUCACUCAUUCCAACGGGAAGCUAGCACGGGCUCGUCUCAGUUGCUAAUAUAUAUGGCAAUUGGCACACGUACAUUAUAUUUAGAUAUAUAUAUAUAUAUAUCCAUCCUAAACGAAUGGGUGAGCUAAUUAGUAUAGAUAACAAUGAAGGAGAUCAGAAAUGGAUACGGCAUUAUUGCAGCUCUCAUAAAAUACUGCUGGUGGGUGAGGGAGAUUUCUCUUUUGCUGCAUGCUUAGCCAAACGAUUCGAUACUGCUGCAAACAUGAUUGCUACCUCCUUUGAUUCCGAAGAGUUUUUGAUGCAAAACUAUUCGAAUGCCAGAACCAAUUUGGAAGAACUGAAAGAAAGGGGAUGCACUACUUUGCACAAUGUGAAUGCACAUAGUAUGAUCCUACACCCUCUCCUUAAUUUGAAAGUGUUCGACAGGAUAAUCUAUAAUUUUCCUCAUGCUGGUUUCAUGUUUUCUGAACAUGAUGAUCGCCAAAUUGAGCUUCACCAAGAGUUGGUCAAGGGAUUCUUGAGGAAUGCAUUUGACAUGCUGACAGAGGAUGGAGAAAUUCAUAUUACCCACAAGACGACUCAUCCUUUCAGCAACUGGAAGUUAGAGAAGUUAGCAAAGGAGAUUGGUCUAUGUUUGCUUGAGGAAGUGGAAUUUAGUAAGUGGGAUUAUCCAGGUUACGUUAAUAAGAGGGGAUCAGGGAGUAGAAUCAACAACACCUUCCCUGUAGGAGAAUGCAGUACUUUCAAAUUCGUGAAACCAUAUUUUGCUGAAAGAUCUGAGUCAGAUGAUGCUGAGUUGUCAGAUAGUACAUUGAUUGAGAUUAGAUAUCUUGAGUUGGCGGAUCAACGCAAAAAUGAUAACAAUGAAGGAGAUCAGAAAUGGAUACGGCAUUAUUGCAGCUCUCAUAAAAUACUGCUGGUGGGUGAGGGAGAUUUCUCGUUUGCUGCAUGCUUAGCCAAACGAUUCGAUACUGCUGCGAACAUGAUUGCUACCUCAUUUGAUUCCGAAGAGUUUUUGAUGCAAAACUAUUCGAAUGCCAGAACCAAUUUGGAAGAACUGAAAGAAAGGAGAUGCACUACUUUGCACAAUGUGAAUGCACAUACUAUGAUCCUACACCCUCUCCUUAAUUUGAAAGUGUUCGACAGGAUAAUCUACAAUUUUCCUCAUGCUGGUUUCAUGUUUUCUGAAGAUGAUGAUCGCCAAAUUAAGCUUCACCAAGAGUUGGUCAGGGGAUUCUUGAGGAAUGCAUUUGACAUGCUGACAGAGGAUGGAGAAAUUCAUAUUACCCACAAGACGACUCAUCCUUAUAGCAACUGGAAGAUAGAGAAGUUAGCAAAUGAGAUUGGUCUGCGUUUACUUGAGGAAGUGGAAUUUAGUAAGUGGGAUUAUCCAAGUUACGUUAAUAAGAGGGGAUCGGGGAGUAGAAUCGACAACACCUUCACUGUAGGAGAAUGCAGUACUUUCAAAUUCGUGAAACCAUAUUUUGCUGAAGGAUCUGAGUCAGAUGAUGCUGAGUUGUCAGAUAGUACAUUGAUGGCGCUUAGAUAUAUUGAGGUGGCAGAUCAACGCAAAAAUUGCAGAUUUGCUCAUAUUCGGCCACCUUCAGCCUACACGCGCCAUAACACUGUUUCCUACAACCGCCGAUCUACUGGGAUGACACGGAGCUGUGCCAAAAUGCUCGGCGCGUUGUUCUCAUGCACGACUUGUUGCCGCGCGUGCUCUUCACAAGCCGCCGCACUCCUACCCAUCGGACGGCUACACGAGCCGUUCCAGCCGCUUCAAUUCGCCGAGAUCUUUUAGAUCUGGGCCACCCCAUCCUCUUCCCAUUAGCACGUAACUGUUUCACACCAUUACAAGUAUGCGGGAUUGCAGAUGAUCACUGGCCACAAAUCAGUCCACCCGAUGCUGUGUUUUCUACUAUAUUUUCAUUUUUCUUAACCGGUGAUCUAGAAAUAAAUGAUUGCAGAUCUCUCCAAAAAUCACCUCAAGACAACAAACAACAGUGCACCCACCACACACCGCUUCUAGUGGAGCUGUUCGCAAUUUAUUACUAACGUCUUAUUACCAUCUUUUAAGACAGCAUCCUCUUGAUAGGACAUAGGUGAAGACCAAGAAAUUGGUCACUAAAACCUGUAUUUUUUUUUAUCCACCUCUUUGCACUGUUGUUAUUGUUCUGGGACAUUUGUUGUAGAACCUCACCUCCUCCUCAUGUAUCAUCUUUUCUACUUUUUUAAUAAAAUCUACUCGCUUGCUUAGGAAAAAGAGAGAGAGAGAGAGCUUAUGAUCA